AUGCCUAAACACAAGUCAAACUUGUCUUUGGCCAUCCAAAAGGCAGACACGGAGAAUCAAGCGGCCCAGAAGAAAGCCAGAACCAAAGCCCAAAGCCAGGAUACUGCGCUGUUGAAGAGCCAGGAUACAGUUUUAGACAGCCUUGCAGAAUGUGUUGAACCUCGCGAGUCCAGCAGCAUCCUGUCGUCUUUCAAUCUCUUGCCCGGCUUCAAUGGAUCAGGCAAUUUGGCCACCUCUCUACCGCUGGUCAGACUGUUUCGCCCGGAAUUAACCCCUAUAACCACAAACUUUGAGGAACAAAGCGAAGAACAACUUAAUAACUUGAUCAGGCGUGAAUCGGAGUGCGGAGAGAAAGAGACGACAUCCUUAAAGAGUAAAAAGAGUAAGGAUGAACUCGAAGAGGGACCAGAGGAAGAAGAAAGCGAAAGCGAAGAUGAAACUAAUACAGUGAAUCCUGAUAACGAGGAGGAUCUCAAGGAUUACGUGCCCGGCGGUUACCACACAUGUCACAUAGGCGAGACCUACAAGAACAAAAAGUACACAUUGGUGAGGAAACUCGGAUGGGGUCACUUUUCUACCGUUUGGCUCGCAAGGGACAACGACAAGCAAUGUCACGUUGCUAUGAAGAUCGUCCGCUCUGCCAAACAGUACACAGAUACUGCCGUGGAUGAGAUCAAGUUGUUGGAUAAGGUCACUACUUCCGAUACUCACCACCCAGGUCAUGAGCAUGUUAUUCAGCUACUUGACACCUUUUCGCAUGAGGGUCCCAACGGAGUCCACGUUUGUAUGGUUUUCGAAGUCCUAGGUGAGAACCUUUUAGGCCUUAUUCGCCGUUACAAACAUAAAGGAAUCCCUGUGGUUUUCGUGAAGCAAAUUGCCAAGCAGCUAUUGUCUGCAUUAGAUUUUCUACAUCGCCGCUGUGGUGUCAUUCACACUGAUAUUAAGCCCGAGAACGUCUUGAUCGAGAUCGGUGACGUUGAGCAAAUUGUUCGUAUGGUUGAACAAGAAGAGCAGCAUGCUAAGCUCCAAAGAAAGCUUCUGCGCACUAAAUCAACCUCGGGUGUUGCCUCUCAUUCAAACUCCACCCCAUCUACAUCAACUCAAAACACGCCACAAAUCAAGCAUGCUCAAAUUGGCGAGAAAGUCAAAUCCUCGGCGGACACGUCUUCCCCUCUGCUCGGCCGAAACGGAAGACGUUCUCGCCGUCAGACUCUCAUCACAGGAUCUCAGCCUUUACCAUCCCCACUCCGCUCCUUUAACAAGUCAUUCACGAACAUGCAUAACCUUGCGAACUCCUCCAACAACACGCCAAUCCAACAAGCCGUUAGCCAUGGCUCAUUCACAAAUACUUCAGACGCAGAAAUUUCGGAACAAAUGGAAAAAAGCUUGAACAACUCGCUUUCAUCAAUGUAUAUCCUGAAUUCGUCUGGCACGUUUCCUGGCCAGAGCAGGGACAAUGGAGAUGAGUCUUUCGUCAACAAUUCGUCUUUGAUUAUCAAUGAGGAUGAGUUAAUUUCGGUGAAGAUUGCUGAUCUAGGAAACUCCUGCUGGGUCCAUCAUCAUUUCACGGACGAGAUUCAGACAAGACAAUAUAGAUCCCCGGAGGUAUUGCUCGGAUAUCAUUGGGGUGCUUCUGCUGAUCUUUGGUCCUUUGCAUGUUUGAUGUUUGAACUUCUCACGGGCGACUAUUUGUUUGACCCAAGAGCUGGUAAAUCCUACAGUAAAGAUGACGACCACAUUGCUCAGAUCAUUGAAUUAAUUGGGCACUUCCCUCGUCCUAUGCUCAACGAGAGUUUCUACGCCAGAGAUUUCUUCAGCGCUCGUGGCGAGCUUCUCAGGAUCUCUAAAUUGAAGCCUUGGGGUCUCAAGGAUGUCCUCAUUGAGAAGUACAAGUUCCCAGUGAGUGACGCAAUUGAAAUCGCAGACUUUUUGCUGCCCAUGUUGACUUUACAGCCUGAAAAAAGGGCUGAUGCUGGUGGUAUGGUGAAUCACCCAUGGUUGAGCGAUGCCCUCGGUCUUGAGAAUGUCGUGUUAGAACGCCCAGUGGGUGGUUCUGGAGAGGAUAUUCCCGGCUGGGCUCACGAGCUUGACCCGCAAUUACAGGGAAACCGUUUCUUCUUCCGUCAUUGA
Candidozyma duobushaemuli is the source of this 2130-nucleotide messenger RNA. RefSeq names its product serine/threonine protein kinase. The transcript has a single exon. Gene Ontology annotation, biological process: regulation of mRNA processing; protein phosphorylation; spliceosomal complex assembly. Gene Ontology annotation, molecular function: ATP binding; protein kinase activity. The record is from RefSeq and is a predicted model, not a curated record. NCBI's taxonomy places the organism in Eukaryota, Fungi, Ascomycota, Pichiomycetes, Serinales, Metschnikowiaceae. The coding region runs from base 1 to 2130 and encodes 709 amino acids.